ACAGCCUCUGUUUUGCCCGCGUGUUCGUCGACGCGCUGGUGCAUUAUACCUGCACAGGAGUUGCUCAAGAGACAGCUCUAACAGCUCACAAGAGCUGCACGCAGCGCGAGGCAACGCCGUCGCGCAGCAGCAAAGCAAGGAACAAAUGCGCUGGCUCCUAGGGUCAGCCUUCCUGCUCAAGAUGUCCCUCUUAGCACGAGGUGGCUUGCGCGUGACCGGCGCGCGGCCCGUCAUGUCCCGCCAGACGUCGAGGAUGUCGAGCAUCGCGCUCACCACCAAACGCGCCGCGCCCGUCGCGCUGCUCGGUGGCACCUUCCUAGCUACUGGGAGAGAAGCGUUACGAGGCUGGCGCACUUUGAGACGCCCUAGAUGGGGGUUCAAAGCACAAAAAAUGACCUCGACGCUCACACCGCCUUCAUCGACCGAAGCGCCCCAACACGAGGCCUUCACCUUACUAAAGACGGAGACGCUCGACGAGUACGGCGCGACCUGCCACCUCUACGAGCACAAGAAGUCCAAGGCCCAAGUUUUGUCCGUCAUCAAGCCCGACGACGACAACAAGGUCUUCGGCGUGACAUUUCGCACGCCGCCCCGCGACAGUACGGGUUUACCUCAUAUCUUGGAGCAUUCCGUGCUGUGUGGUUCGAGGCAGUACCCCACCAAAGAACCCUUCGUCGAACUGCUCAAAGGUAGUCUGCAGACCUUCUUAAACGCCUUUACGUAUCCGGAUAGGACGUGCUACCCCGUCGCUUCCCAGAACUUGGAGGACUUCCGGAAUUUAGCGAGAGUGUAUUUAGAUGCGGUCUUCCACCCUCGAGCGGCGCAAGACCCGACGGUCCUCGAACAGGAGGGCUGGCACUACGAACUUGAGGGAGACAAAUUAACAUACAGUGGAGUCGUGUACAACGAGAUGAAAGGAGUUUAUAGCUCGCCGGACUCGUUGAUGGCUCGGGCCUCGCAGCAGGCCCUGUUCCCGGACAACGCUUAUGCUGUGGAUUCGGGAGGCGACCCCGCGGCGAUCCCGCAACUAGGUUUCGAUCAAUUCCGUGACUUCCACGGCGAGUUCUACCACCCCGGGAACGCUCGCGUGUAUUUUUACGGGGACGACGAUCCCGCGGCGCGCUUGGAUCUGUUGGAGGAGUACCUAUCAGAGUUCUCGGAGCGCGACAUUUCCACGCAGAUCAAAACGCAGAAACUAACCAUCAAGGAGCCGAAGCACGUGAAAUUGGGCUUCCCCGCGUCGUCCAGUGACGACGAGGAGGGCGGCCAGCACAUGGUGUCCGUGAACUGGCUGCUGACGGAGACCCCACCGUCGCCGAAGGACGAACUCGGGUUGGCCGUCCUGGACCAUUUGUUGCUGGGCACCUCUACCAGUCGCUUACGGAAGGCCUUAACUGAUAGCGGAUUGGGUGAGAGCGUCGUCGGUGGUGGGUUGUCUGAUGAGUUGGUCCAGCCGACGUAUUCCGUAGGAUUGAAGGGCGUGGCCAAGGACGACGUCCCGAAGGUCGAAGCGUUAGUUGUAGACACUCUAUCGACCUUAGCGUCCGAGGGCUUCGCGGCCGACGACUUGGAGGCCUCGCUCAACACGAUCGAGUUUAGUCUGAGGGAGUUCAACACGGGCUCGUUCCCCAAAGGUCUAUCCUUCAUGCUCGGCAUGAUGCGGAACUGGAUUUAUGAAAGGGAUCCGGUGGACGCGCUGCGCUUCGAGCAGCCUCUUGCUGAUUUGAAAAAGGAGCUGUCUGUAGAUGCGAACGCCUACUUCGCGCGUUUACUGAAGACAUUGCUCGUGGACAACACGCACCGCGUGACCAUCGAGAUGACGCCCGACGAGGGCCUCGAGGAGUCGCAGAAGCAGGAGGAGGCGUCGCGACUCGCGGCGCUGCGCGACGAGAUGUCUCCGGACCAGCUCGACGCCGUAGCAAAGAAGGCGGCGCGCCUCAAGGAGAUCCAGUCGACGCCCGACUCUCCGGAGGCACUGGCGACGAUCCCUUCCCUAGGAUUGAAGGAUCUAUCGUCUGAGCCGCAAACCUUGCCUCGCGACGAGUCUACGGUCGCUGGCUAUGACAAUACGGUGUUACUCACCAGAGAAUUGCCUACGGCCGGUAUCAUCUACGCUGAUGUUGCGCUGGAUUUGAGAGGUGCAUUGGACCCGGAGGACUUACCGCUCGUACCGCUAUUUGGUCGGAUGAUGCAGGAGACGGGUAUUAAGGGUAAGCUCGAUCCCACACAACUACAGAGGCAGCUCGGCGCGAAGACCGGCGGCGUCGGCGGGAGCGUGUUGUGCACGCUGAGAGUGCCGGAGGACGGCACCGUGGCCCAGCCGGACGAUAUCGUGUACCGAUACAUCCUGAGGGGCAAGGCGACGCAUGAACGCGCCUCGGAUUUAUUCUCGCUGAUGGGUGAUAUUCUUACAAACGCAGACUUCGGCUAUUCCCAAACUCGGGUUGUGGAGAUGCUCAAGGAGUCGAAAGCUAGAUAUGAGUCCGCAUUCAGGACGUCGGGCCAGGCCUACGCUUCCCUACGGAUCUCUGCCGGCCUGAACUCCGCGGGAUUGGUGAACGAGGCGACGGGCGGUGUCAGCCACUACUUUAAGGUGCUCGAGCUCCUCGACACGGCGCAGAACGACUGGCCUGCUCUACUGUCACGUUUAGAGGCCAUGCGCUCGAAGAUCCUGCAGCGGGCGUCGUCCGCGACCGUGGUCAAUUUGACCGGAGACAAGAAGGCCCUGGACGCGGCCUCUGCACAGCUCGGAAGCUUCUGCGCCCAGUUAUUCGGUCAAGGAACAUCCUCGGACGUCCCGGACUGGUCCUCGCUAUCUUCGCUCGUCGCCGUAAAGCCGAACGAGGCAUUCUCCGUGCCGACGCAAGUGAACUACGUGGCCAAGGGCGGCUCUUUAUAUAAGCCUGGUGAGACGACGUCGGGUGCCGACUCUGUGGUGCGACGCUUCCUGUCGCUCGACUACCUCUGGAAUCAAGUUAGGGUGCAGGGCGGCGCGUAUGGCUCGUCGGCCUCCUCGAACCCGAUCUCGGGGUCCUUCGUCUUCUCUUCGUACAGAGAUCCUAAUUUGAAAAAGACGCUUGAUACGUAUGAUGGCGCUGCGACGUAUUUGAAGGACCUCAAAGUCGACGACGCGGAGCUGACGAAGGCCAUCGUGGCGGCCAUCGGGGAUUUAGAUUCUCCCUUGGGUCCGGACCAGAAGGGCAUGGCGUCCUUGAGACAUUAUUUACAAGGCACGACUCUGGAACAGCGGAAGAAGUGGCGGUCGCAAGUCUUGAAUGCGUCGCCUAGUGAUUUCCAGCGGUUCGGUGAUAGGUUGGCUGCUUUAGAUGCGACUGCUGCCUGCUUCGCGUCGGCCGGCGGCAUCGACGAGGCGAACGCGGACGGCGCGGCGCUGACGGCGGAGAAGCUGCUCUAGGGUGGCGGUCGGUCGUUGGCCCGGGAGUAGUAAC
Molecule: messenger RNA, 3449 nt
Organism: Pelagomonas calceolata
Lineage: Eukaryota; Pelagophyceae; Pelagomonadales; Pelagomonadaceae
Source: the annotation of a GenBank genome assembly